Paramormyrops kingsleyae is the source of this 1219-nucleotide messenger RNA. It is a transcript of the gene uros, whose product is annotated as uroporphyrinogen III synthase. The record is from RefSeq and is a predicted model, not a curated record. Gene Ontology annotation, cellular component: cytosol. NCBI's taxonomy places the organism in Eukaryota, Metazoa, Chordata, Actinopteri, Osteoglossiformes, Mormyridae. Gene Ontology annotation, molecular function: uroporphyrinogen-III synthase activity. Gene Ontology annotation, biological process: uroporphyrinogen III biosynthetic process.
CUGAAAAGGGGCUAUGGUGUCAGAAUUGGCUCUUCUCGGUCUACUUCGGGAGAUCAUGCUUAUUCUCAUAAUUUUGCUCACAUUUUGAGUUGCUUUUAUAAAACAGCGUGGCUCAAUGAGACUGCAGAAUAACAGUACACAGAAUUCUUGAGGUAACUAAUGUCAGGAUGAACUUAUUGCUGCUUAAAGAACCGAAAGAAGAUGAUUCUGGUCCUGAUCCUUACAUCAAGGAGUUGGAGUUGCUUGGACACAACGCUACGUUGAUUCCAGUCUUGUCUUUCACGUUUGUGUCCCUCGAGACACUGUGUCAAAAGCUUCUUCAGCCUGAGAAGUUUGGAGGCCUUAUCUUCACCAGCCCCAGGGCAGUGGAGGCUGCUAGGGCGUGUUUGGAAGCUCAUAGUAAAAUGGAGGAGUGGGACGCCUCGGUGAAGGACAGAUGGAACGUGAGACUCGUCUACGUCGUCGGGAAGGCCACGGCUGCCUUGGUGAGGAGCCUGGGGCUGGUUCCGCAGGGUGAAGAUUCCGGAACGGCGUCCGUGCUCUCGCGGUUUAUCCUGGAAAAUGCAGCAGAUGAACCCCAGAAAUCACCCUUCCUCUUUCCCUGUGGCUCAAUCAAAAGAGAAGUCCUGCCUACCACUUUGAGAGAGCAUGGGGUGCCCCUGGAAACGCUGACUGUCUAUCAGACGGCCCAGCAUCCGGACCUGGAGAGGAACCUGACAGGCUAUUUCUCGGAGAAGGGUGUUCCAGCGAGCGUGGCCUUCUUCAGCCCGUCGGGAGUCCGCUUCUGCUUGGAGACGGUGCGCAGGCUGUCGGGCCCCGACCUGAGCCGGAUAAAGUUUGCCGCCAUUGGACCCACCACGGCCGACGCCAUGGUCGCGGAAGGCCUGACAGUCAGCUGCACCGCGGAGAAGCCGACAGCCCAGCAUCUGGCUCAUGGAAUCGAGCAAGUCCUACAGUGACCACCGUGGCCACUCAUCCCUGCAAGACAAAUCAUCCUAUGUCAAAGAAAGCACGUCACCAAUAUCAUUGACGCUGAACGUUUGCGACAAAUAUCGCCAUGCAAAGGAUUUUGUUAACGAGGCAAAAGUAUCCUGCUAAUGUAAUGCAUAUUGUAACAAUGGUAUUUCAAGUAAAUAUUUUUGUGAGGCAUUUUGCUGAUGCAAAAUGUUUGAUCUUCUUUGUAAAGUGUAUUGACGUGUAAUAAAUGACACAAUUUUAA